UGAUGUAGUCAGCUGGUGUGUUUCAGAAGAAGCCAUGAGACGCCUGAAACUGCAAUGGAGCUGGCUAGCCAUUUUGCUGGUUUCAUGCCUAAGAACGUAUGCAUCAAGUGCCUCUAAACCCAAUAUUUUACUGAUGAUGGCUGAUGAUCUUGGUUUGGGGGAUGUAGGCUGCUAUGGCAAUGAUACACUAAGGACCCCUAAUAUUGAUCAGCUGGCAAAGGAAGGAGUAAAACUUACUCAGCACAUUGCUGCAGCUCCCCUUUGCACACCAAGCAGAGCUGCUUUUCUGACUGGCAGAUACCCUAUCAGAUCAGGAAUGGGAUCCAGCACUAAACAGCGUGUUCUUUAUUGGACUGGUGGCUCAGGAGGGCUCCCUCCAAAUGAAACAACUUUUGCCAGAAUACUGCAGCAGCAAGGUUAUACCACAGCACUUAUAGGAAAGUGGCAUCAGGGUAUGAACUGUGAAUCCCACAGUGAUCACUGCCAUCACCCUUUAAACCAUGGCUUUGACUAUUUUUAUGGCAUGCCUUUUACCCUUGUGAAUGAAUGCCAAAGUACAGAAAAUCGUCGCCUCAACGCAUUGGUGCAAGCUAAAUAUUGGCUUUACAGUCAGAUAAUUGCCCUUACAGUGCUCACACUUUUGAUUGGAAGACUGACCGGCUUAUUCUUGGUAAAAUGGAAAGCAAUCAUCUGCUUUGCCCUGUGUGGUUUCCUGUUUUUCAUCUCCUGGUUCUCCAGUUAUGGAUUUGUAAAGUAUUGGAACUGUAUCCUGCUGAGAAACCAUGACAUUAGUGAACAACCAAUGAAGCUAGAAAAAGCCACUUCCAAUGUACUUAAGGAGGCUGUUUCAUUUAUUGAACGAAACAAGCAUGGCCCAUUCCUCCUCUUUGUUUCCUUUUUACAUGUCCACAUACCCCUCGUCACCACAGAGAAGUUUCUUGGGAAGAGUAGACAUGGUUUAUAUGGAGAUAAUGUAGAGGAGAUGGACUGGAUGGUGGGCAGAAUUCUGGAUGCUAUUGACAAAGAAGGCUUGAAGAAUAACACAUUCACUUAUUUCGCAUCUGACCAUGGAGGACACUUGGAGGCUCAAAAACAAAAUGCCCAAUUAGGUGGUUGGAAUGGAAUAUACAAAGGUGGAAAAGGCAUGGGAGGCUGGGAAGGAGGGAUCCGUGUGCCAGGGAUAUUUAGAUGGCCGGGAGUAUUGCCUGCGGAUACAGUUAUUGAUGAACCUACAAGUCUUAUGGACAUUUACCCCACAGUGGCUCACCUGGCUGCAGGGAUAAUGCCUCAGGAUAGAGUGAUCGAUGGUCGAAACCUGAUGCCUUUACUGCAGGGAAAAGUUCAGCAUUCGGAGCAUGAGUUCAUGUUUCACUACUGUGGGGUAUAUUUACAUGCAGUACGGUGGCACCAAAAAGACAGUGGUGCACUGUGGAAGGCUCAUUAUACAACUCCAAUAUUCCAGCCAGAGGGUGCUGGAGCCUGUUAUAAAAGUGGAUUGUGCAGUUGCUUCGGGGAAGACGUAACCCAUCAUGACCCUCCUUUGCUCUUUGAUCUCUCCAGCGACCCUGCUGAGAUCAAACCUCUGUCUCCUGACACUGAGCCCCUGUUUGACACAGUAAUAAGCAGAAUAGAAAGAGCUGUUCAGGAGCAUCGCCAGACACUGACUCCAGUGCCUCAGCAGCUCUCUGAGUACAACAACGUCUGGAAGCCCUGGCUGCAGCCAUGCUGUGGGACAUUCCCAUUUUGCUGGUGUGACAAAGAAGGUGACAGUGACAGGAAAUUCUUUAACCAAGGAAAGAACAGGGAGACAGUCAAACAGCUAGUAACCUGAAAAAAGAGAACAACACUUAAAUGACCUUGGCUAAAUUACACUGGACUAUUUGAAACAGACAUUCCUCUCACUUCUGAUUCACCCUAUCAAUGCUCUGUUCAGUAGACCUGGAGUCUUCUUGAUUAAGGCCUGAACACAAUCUCUGGCCCAAAUUCUGUUUCAGUUACACCAGUGCAAUUUGGCCCUCAACAGCAAACUCAGGCUUUGGCCCCAAAUAAAUCAACUGGAAUUUUUUUCUACUGGCUUUAAAUUCAAGCAAAUUAUUGAUUAUAUAAAACUAAAUCACUGGGGUAGUUUCUGUUUAAGUGUUACUCAGGUAAAGUGUCACACUCCAUAGGCUUGUGUCAGAGGAUGAAUCUCAGAGACUAUCCUGUAUUUAAAAACAAACAUGCAUUCAGUUUGGUAAUAUGUUGAAACAUGUUCACCUCAGUGAUUAUACAUCUACUAAAUCACAUCAGUACCUUGUCAGCAAAUCUGGUUGUCUGCCAGGCCAUGAGUCCCACGACAAAAGGUCAAGACUUUUAAAUAUUGGGUACCUAAUGUUAGACUCUUAAACCCAUAGAGAGAUGCUGUAAUAAAUGGCUUGAUAUUCUGAAGUCCUGAGAUUCCGCAGCUCCCACUGAAUUAAAUGCGAACUACAAAUGGCACAGCUCUUGAAAAUGAUGCACCACGUAUGUUCUGUAUUGAACUAGUUCUCUCAGCUACUUCAAGUGUUGAACUUCAUCCUUCAGAAAGAUAUGACUCAGUAGCUGCUUUGACAGGGCUGGUACCAAAUUUCACAGGCAGUGGGUAUGGCUAUACUGCAAGGAAAGCCCAGGGUUAGUGAAACUCAAGUCAGCUGACCGGUGUUUGGUAUCCCUGAGCUUGAGCAUCUAUAUUGUACGCUAUCCCUACAUUAAGACUUUUCUAACUGCUGAGUGAACCUGGGACUCUGGCAGGGGUGGAAGUGGGCUGGUAGAACGUACCGGUCACCGAUACCAGCCCAUACGCAGCUAACGUUAAAGCACUGCUGUGGCAGUGCUUUAAUGUUGUUGCCCCUUUUGCACACACACAUACC
This is a messenger RNA of Trachemys scripta elegans, 2888 nucleotides long. RefSeq names its product arylsulfatase H-like. The record is from RefSeq and is a predicted model, not a curated record. The transcript is spliced from 10 exons. Gene Ontology annotation, molecular function: arylsulfatase activity. Bases 35 to 1831 code for a protein of 598 amino acids. NCBI's taxonomy places the organism in Eukaryota, Metazoa, Chordata, Testudines, Emydidae.